AUGCAAUCGAAAAAAGACCUGAAUUUUGAUGAUGAUGGAAAUCCUACAAAUUUUGAACAUAGACGUAUCUACGAUUGUAUCUGCGCCGCUGGAUCCGAUCACAUAUGUAGUUCUGUUCAAGAUAGUUGUUCAGGGCCUGAAGCUAGCAAGAAUGCUGUUACUCAUGUGCAACAUAUAGCACGUCUUCGUCGUAUCGUUUUGGUUUUCAUCAAUUCAAAAGUCAAUGCAAAUAUGGAAGCUACACUUGGUAAAGCUGAUUCAGCCGUUGUUCCUUUUCUAGACAGUCAUCUCUGUGAUCAUGGAUACCAAGGAAAAGUUAUAAUUUCAUCAGCAACCAUACAAGGCACGCUAUUUCUUCACAUUCGAUGA
Rotaria socialis is the source of this 369-nucleotide messenger RNA. The record is from the annotation of a GenBank genome assembly. NCBI's taxonomy places the organism in Eukaryota, Metazoa, Rotifera, Eurotatoria, Philodinida, Philodinidae.